Molecule: messenger RNA, 1049 nt
Organism: Spodoptera frugiperda (fall armyworm)
Lineage: Eukaryota; Metazoa; Arthropoda; Insecta; Lepidoptera; Noctuidae
Exons: 1
Coding region: 128-964 (278 amino acids)
Biological process (GO): positive regulation of autophagy of mitochondrion; autophagy of mitochondrion
Molecular function (GO): protein kinase binding
Source: RefSeq, a predicted model, not a curated record
UGAUAAAAAACAUAAAUCUCAAAUGUCAAGAUGACGUCAGAUUAGCAAGUAACACAAAAAAGUUUUCGAGGAAAUUUUUAAUAGGCAAUAAAAUAAAACAUUGGAAAAUCUUGGAAAGCAGCAGACAAUGGACUGGCUGUGUUGUCUCACUUCGAACAUGAAUAAGGCGAUCUCGCCCCAGUUCCACAAAACACUGAACGCAUUGAUAGAAGCGUUAAUCAAGCCCGAAACUUUGAAACGAGACUUGUUCUUUGCAGUCCUACUUAUUGUGAUCAAAGAAAAUGAUUUCGUACUCCAAGGGAACAGAGAAAUUCACGUUUUAGAUUACAUAUUAACCAAAAAACGGGACGGUGGUAAAAUUCAUCAAAUAUUUGUUGUUUUGAAUCGUUUUGAGGGAUGUCCAGUGAAUGUGAUUUUAUGUCCUUUAGAUGAUACAGUGUUGGUUAAUGCGUUUAUCGAUGGUACUAAGGAGACUCAUUCGUUAUGUGUGCCCAUUAAUGAGUACAUGGAAACAUCAUCUUUGGGUAUCCCGUCCAGUUUUCGUCAAUUACCAGACUUGGUAGCUUCAUUGAGAGAGAAAAUUGUGAUUCCAAUGAAGGCUAGUGUUCUGAGUUACCACAGCCAGCCUAGUUGCAGUUUGCAGGGUCUCCCCAAUGAUGCGUUGUAUCAAAUUCUGUUAAGUUUGUCUCUUAACGAUAUAUUGAAUAUUGCAAAAUCUUGCAAAAAGCUGAGUCAAGUUGUGAAGGAUGAAAACGUCUGGUCUCGUCUUUUUAGAAGAGAUUUUCCUAAGAUGAGGAACAAUAAAGAAGCUGAUUGGCGCAAUCUCUACAAGAAGGCUUAUGUGAAGAAAAACAAGAAGAUUGAUAAAAAAGCAAACUGGGGUAAAGGGUAUGCUAUGGAACAAAUUCCUGAGUGGCCAGAUUUUGUGCCUGUGAAAGAUUCUCGAUUGGAGAUCAUUUUGUAGUGAUGAUGUUGACGUCAUUGUAAUUUUUUGGUAAUUUAUUUUGAUUAUAAAUGGGAUGUGAAAAUUAAAUGAUAUUUUUACUUAA